AUGGCAAUUGGAAUGUUGCUUGAGUUUGGUCCUGCGAAGGACCUAUUCGAUUGGGAUUUUGAAGAUAUAACUGAAUUGCUACUGAAAUUGGAGGCUAUCUCUCCAUGAUCAGGUUGCUGACUUACUGUGGUGGAAGUUUCAGCAAGGCAGUUAAUUUCCUUGGGAGGCAUUCAAAAGGACUGACUGUUGAGAAUAUUUUGGAAGACAAUUGUAGCUCCAAGAGCUAUCUGGUUCACUAGGCUUGUUUAACCCAUGACCAGUGGCGGACCCAUGAUUUUUAAUAAGGGGGUUCAAAAUCUGGAAAAGUAGACACACGAACUAGCCGAAGGGGGUUCGACAUCUACUGUUUAUACAUAAAAAAAUAUUUUAACCAUGUAUAAAUAGUAUAAUUUUUCGCCGAAGGGGGUUUGGAUGAACCCCCUCAUUACAUGCUGGGUCCGCCCCUGCCCAUGACAACUUGCAAAAAGAGGAAUCGUUUUAUACAGCAGAUGCUUUUUGUUAAAGUAUCGAUGAAUUAAUAAAUCAUCCACUGCUUCACUAGACUGAUCUGGACAAUGUUUCUUGCUAUUUUUGGUGUCCAGUGGGUCAUGCCCGGAUGCAUUGAACUUGCACUGACCAGCCGGUACGAGCAGUCCUCAUCAAGGGCCAACAAGCACUACACAACUUCUAUUCCUUCCUGCCUUUUCUGGUCUAUUUGUAUGGAGAGGAAUGAUAGACGUCUCAAUGACAUGACAAACAACAUAAAGCAGGUCAAUAGAUGUUUUAAAAAUCAUGUACCUAUGGUGCAGGAAGAAGCUUGUUCAGGCAAUGUUUCUGAAAGGACAAUGAAUUUUCAUGCUUCAGAGCUUUUUUCCAUUUUUUUCUAUAUUCGGACACAAUAUGUCACUUGCUUCAGGUACCUUUCAGGAGUUAAUCAGAGUUGUAUGAUAGGUAUGGACAUCGAAGAUGUUGUCCGAGUUCUGGAUGAGCAUAGGGAUGAUCUGAAUAUCUAAAUGCCCUUUAUCUUUUAAAUAUUGGUGUGCUUCCAUUAUCUUUCAAGUAUUGGCGUGCUUGGGUCUUCUAGAAUGAUGUGCCUCUGGUUGUGUCUGUAAACACUACUUUUCCAGUUUUUAGUGUUCUUAUAACUGCCGAUAGUUUAAUACAACAGUUUCUUUAAACAAGAGAAAGAUGCUCAUCUUGUUGUAUGGAGUUGAUAUUGUAUUUCUUAAAAGCAUCCUGUGGUACUUUACAUUGAUUGAAAGUUUAAAUUCUGUUCCAACAAUGUGGGCAAUGAUUAUCUGGUUGAGGUUCCUAGCUCAUACUUGUAUAGGCUUUUAUACCUUGCAAGUUGUCAACUUGUGUGCAGUCGACAAGGCUCUUGGUCCCGAUGGUUUCACAAUGGGAUUUUUUAAAGAAUACUGGGAAGUUCUCAAGGAAGAUGUAAUGGCUACUAUUCAAAACUUCCAUCAGAGUGAGAUGCAUGAAAAAUCCUUCAAUGCUACUUUCAUUGCCCUGAUUCCCAAGAAGAAUGGUGCUGAAGAGUUGAAAGAUUUUACACCCAUUAGUCUCAUUGGACGGGUGUAUAAGAUUAUAUCCAAGCUCUUAACAAAAAUAAGAAGUGAAUAUUUCUUUUGCUUGGUUUAUUCGCCUAUACUACCACUAUGAUACAAGUUCUUUUAAUCACCGCAAAAUAAAAUGGUGUUCAAUGCAGCUGCAGUAGAAGCUGAAAAAUUGUCAAUUAAAAAUGUUGCGUGGGCUUUUGGGACAGGCUUGUUGAGGAGGUACAGCACUUUUGAUGUUUUGAUUGUAUUUCCAAUCUUCUAUAUCUUGGAAAAUAACGACUUCCUGUAACUUAGAAAUUGCUGUGGAAACGAUCUUUUUGAUAGUUUCUGAAGUCUUGGUAACGUCAACCGUAAUUGGAACACCAAAGCUGACAACUUUAACCACAUCCUUCAGUCCCUGAACAUAUAGCUUGAAUGUUUGUGAUUUUACUGAAGCUGAAAUAGAUCUUGUUAAGCAUUGAUAUGUUAUUCUACCGAUGAACAGUAA
Messenger RNA from Solanum dulcamara, 2028 nucleotides. RefSeq lists its product as uncharacterized. The transcript is spliced from 2 exons. Lineage: Eukaryota; Viridiplantae; Streptophyta; Magnoliopsida; Solanales; Solanaceae. The record is from RefSeq and is a predicted model, not a curated record. Bases 555 to 992 code for a protein of 145 amino acids.